AUGGUGGGGGGAGGUUGCCUGACCGCAAGGGAAGUGGCGUCAUCACUCACAGGUGCCCCAAGCCUGGCUUCUCCUAAGGCGUCACCAGGAUUCUGGGGAAGGUGGUACAGAAAUAAGGAGAAGAGGCUCUGGGAUGCUGGGCUAGGCUCUCGGGGUUCCCCCAGUGUUGGCCCUGGGGAUGCUUCCAAGCAGAAAAGCGCUGGAAGAUGCCCCCUGCAUGCGCCCCGGAGCAGGGCUAAGCUGCAGACCCGUGGGGUGUCUGUCCCACUGGAGGGGACCCCGGCUUGCAGGAGCUGCCAGCCCCCGCCACGCUGGAACGCAGCGCCUUGGCAUUUUCAGCCUUGGCUUCCUGUCACCCCUGAGUUUCUUCAGGAAAGCAGGAGGCCAGGGAAGGAAGACGUGAGACCACAGCGGGUGCUGCCGGUCCCCACAGUUCAGCUGGAAGGGCCACAUGAGCUUGAGACGAUGCAACGUCUCCCUGUCAACACAGCUGAGCAUGUGCCCGUCCGGCUACGCGGGAAGCACUCCGCUGGUCCACGGGCCCUGGCCCAGGCUUGGCGUGUCUCGUGUCAACCAGCCCUGAGGCAGCAAGACAACCGAGUGAUUCUGCUUAGAGCUGAGACAGGACAGGUGGGCCUCUGCGCCCCCAAAGCCCAGGAGGUAAAAAGGACAUGCCUCUGGAAGAGCAUCAGUCCCGGAGCCAGUCAGAAGCCCCCGCAGUGGGAGGCGGUCCAGCUCAGAGUUGAGAGGGGGAGCAAGAAGACUGCCUUCUAG
This is a messenger RNA of Rangifer tarandus platyrhynchus (Svalbard reindeer), 774 nucleotides long. NCBI's taxonomy places the organism in Eukaryota, Metazoa, Chordata, Mammalia, Artiodactyla, Cervidae. The record is from the annotation of a GenBank genome assembly.